This is a messenger RNA of Papaver somniferum (opium poppy), 901 nucleotides long. RefSeq lists its product as uncharacterized. The record is from RefSeq and is a predicted model, not a curated record. NCBI's taxonomy places the organism in Eukaryota, Viridiplantae, Streptophyta, Magnoliopsida, Ranunculales, Papaveraceae. Bases 242 to 763 code for a protein of 173 amino acids. The transcript has a single exon.
AGGGUUAGGGUUCGGGUUCUUUUCUUCAUCCCAGGUCCAAAAAAAUUAUAACUUUCGUACCCAGAAGAGAUGUAAAGUAAACCUUUUCAUAAUCUUAUAUCUCAGACUCUCGAUACCAGAUUUCAUAAUGAUUCUUCUUCUAUGAUACUCUCCUUCCAAUCCUUUUCUUCAAUAAUUUGGGUAUCUUUUCUUCUGAUCUAUAUAGGGUUCCAAAUUUCUUCCAGCUCCACCGAUUAACAACAUGAAGGUUCAUCCAGCUCCAAAAAGAAGCCAUUACGAUAUCAAUUCAACUCUUUCAAUUACAAACAGAAUAAUCAACCGGCAAAAGAAACUCCGUCGCCUUCCUCAUAUAUUCAAUAAAGUUUUAGAACUUCCGUUUCAUUCAGAAACAGAUGUUUUAAUUGAAGAAAAUUCUGACUUAUUACGAUUUUCUGUUAGUACUGAGAAUUUAACUGACGAUGUAAGUGCUCAUAUGAUUGAGAUUUAUCCAGGUGUUACGAAGAUUGUUAUUCGAGGUAGUAAUGUUGAUGAAUUGAAUAUAUUAGAUGAAUUUGAGCUAUGGAGGUUUAGGUUACCACAAUCAACUACACCAGAACUUGCUGCUGCUAAUUAUAUUAAUGGAGAAUUAGUUGUAACGGUUCCAAAGAGUUCGAGUUUGGCAAAUCAAGAAAAUGGUGAAGAAGAGGGAGAAGUUUGGGGAGGAGAAGGAGAAAAUGGGGAUCUUAGAGGAGGUAGAGUGAGUCAUCUUGUUCUUGUACAGUAAUUUUUACUUUUGUUUCUCUUUUCCCUUCUAAACAACUUUGUUUAAUUGUAUGUUGGUUUGAAUUCAGAAUUAGCUGUUUAUCUUUCAUCGGAUGAUUAAUGGGUCUAAUGAAUCUCUUUCGAGUUCAUCAUUGAUUUA